Aspergillus uvarum CBS 121591 is the source of this 2092-nucleotide messenger RNA. Its product is annotated as terpene cyclase/mutase family protein. The transcript is spliced from 4 exons. Gene Ontology annotation, cellular component: lipid droplet. The record is from RefSeq and is a predicted model, not a curated record. The coding region runs from base 8 to 2092 and encodes 694 amino acids. NCBI's taxonomy places the organism in Eukaryota, Fungi, Ascomycota, Eurotiomycetes, Eurotiales, Aspergillaceae. Gene Ontology annotation, molecular function: intramolecular transferase activity. Gene Ontology annotation, biological process: triterpenoid biosynthetic process.
AGCAAACAUGCGCGCAAAAAUCCUUGCGGCCAAAUCAGCCUUACCAGGUUCAAGCCCUGAGCCAACGGUUCGCGCCGCACGCGAUGCUCUUGACAAAGCAACCCAGUACUCGAUAGAGCAAAUGAAAGAAGACAACCAUUGGUGUGGCGAGCUACGGUCCAAUGCAACCAUCACAGCCGAAUAUGUUUUCCUGCGACUGUCCCUAGGUCUCGACCUCACCCAAGAAGCAAGGCCCCUAAUUCAAUGGCUACUCUCGCAGCAGAACUCAGACGGCUCCUGGGGAAUUGCGCCCCACUAUCCCGGUGACAUUUCGACCUCGACCGAGGCGUACUUCGCUCUCAAAAUCCUCCAGGUUCCACCAGAACACCCGGCGAUGCGCAAAGCCUGUGAAUAUAUUCGGAGUGUUGGGGGCGUGGCCAAAGUCCGCAUAUUCACUCGGUUCUACCUGGCAAUGUUCGGGCUGUUCCCCUGGGACGCGGUACCGGAACUGCCGGCGGAGCUCAUCUUCAUGCCGGCCUGGGCCCCGAUCAACAUCUACAAAUUUGCCUCGUGGGCGCGCAGCACGAUCGUACCCUUGUUGAUUGUGUCGCAUCAUCGCCCGAUCUACCCUCUUCCUCCGGGUAGUGCAGCGAACGUUAUUGAUCGUGUCCUACAUUUUCUGAAUGGACUUCGACUUUUUCCUACUAGACGUUACAGUCGUCGCAGCUGUAUCACUUGGAUCCUCGACCAUCAAGAAGACUCCGGCGACUGGGCCGGCAUCUUCCCGCCUAUGCAUCUCGGCUUGCUGGCACUUACAUUGGAAGGCUUCCAGCUCACUGAUGCUCCCGUUGUCAAGGCCUUGGAAUCUGUUGAGAGGUUCGCAUGGGAUGACCAACAAGGCCGGCGCAUGCAGGCCUGCGUCUCCCCAACAUGGGAUACGAUCCUCAUGUCCAUUGCCUUAUGUGAUGCCUCCCACCCCAAGGACAGCAAAAGACUACAUCGCGCCAUCAACUGGAUUCAGAAUCGUCAGCUCACGCAGCCCUACGGCGACUGGCAGGUCUACAGCCUCAAGGCCAUCCCCGGAGGGUUCAGCUUCGAGUAUUUCAACACCUGGUACCCCGACGUCGACGACACUGCGGCCGCGAUUAUCGCCUUCCUCAAGCACGGAACCGACCUCACGCACCACAACGUCAUUCGCGGGGUGCUCUGGAUUCUGGGCAUGCAGAACAAAGACGGCGGUUGGGGCGCGUUCGACAUCAACAACGAUGCGCUCUUCCUGAACAAGAUCCCAUUCAGUGACAUGGACAGUCUGUGCGAUCCGUCAUCGGCAGAUGUCACGGGACGUGUGCUGGAAGCGUUUGGUCUCCUGUUUCGGAGCCCGGUUGCUCAAUACGCGGGCUCAGACCUGCUGUCGCAGAUGCGCGCUGCAUCCGAUCGUGCCAUCGAGUAUCUUGCGCAAACUCAGGAGCCGGAUGGAUCGUGGUACGGCCGCUGGGGAUGCAACUACAUCUACGGCACGAGUAAUGUCCUCUGUGGUCUGGCGUAUUUUACCAAGCACAGCAAUCGCAUCCCCGACUUGACAUCGCGGGCCGUGCAAUGGGUCCUGUCGAUUCAAAAUUCAGACGGGGGCUGGGGCGAAAGCCUGCAGACCUAUCGAUCGGGCAGUCGGGUUGGAUUCGACCAUGCCUCCACCGCGUCGCAGACGGGAUGGGCUGUGAUGGCAUUGCUGCCCUAUCUGGCUCCGAGUGCUCCCGCUAUCGAGCGAGGUGUUGGCUACCUCAUUCAGACGCAAUCCAAGCAGGAAGGCAGUGGGAAAGGAGCCUCGUGGGAGGAGAGCCAGUAUACUGGAACAGGAUUUCCGAACUUUUUCUAUCUUGGAUAUGCGCUCUAUGCACAUUACUUUCCGAUGAUGGCGCUGGGCAGAUUCAAGUCCUCAUCUUUCCUGCAGCCCUCGGAGUCAGAAUUCCUCUCCAAGCUUUUCACUACCUUCAACCUCAAGUCUCAUGCACAGAUCUAUCCGCGAAUCCACGAUGAGACUGGAACUCCUCCCUACGGAGAUCAUGGAUCAAAUCCUCUCCUUCGUAGUGCAGUUCUUCUUGCCGAAGCCUCCUAA